AUGACGAUCUGGUCCGGUUGCCGUCGUGAACAAUCCUGCAUGGUCUUCUCAAGAUCGUCACUUUCCUGCAAGAUCUUCUCCAGAAUCCAGGUCAUUCCUUUCUCACACCCUGCGUUGAAAUCCAUUGUGAAUUCUGUCCAUCCGUCUUGCUAUCUCAUUACUUGGUGCUAUGGUGAUGCCGAGGUCUGCGGAUUGUAUACGAUUGAAAGUGCAUUUGCCCUUACAGUAGCUUUUCUCAUCAACAUAUCUAUCGUAUCUGUCAGUGGUGCUGUCUGUGGUUCAGGUAAUUUUAACCGAGAAGAUCAGGCGAACUGCAGUGAUCUGGACCUAAACAAGGCUUCAUUUUUGUUAAAGAUUGUUUUUGUGCUGGCUUACCGACGAGUUACUGUGCUCAUGAAGAAAAAGUACAGAAGGAAGAAUCGAUGGAGCUUGAGUUGA
Molecule: messenger RNA, 438 nt
Organism: Miscanthus lutarioriparius
Lineage: Eukaryota; Viridiplantae; Streptophyta; Magnoliopsida; Poales; Poaceae
Source: the annotation of a GenBank genome assembly